GCCACCGCCGCCGACACCGCCGGUGCUGCCCUGCUCCUUCGCCCGAGACCGAUGGAGAACCACAUGCAUCCCGGUGCCGGUGGUGGUGGCUGGCGUGGCGGCGGCCAGCACGGGCGAGGGGGCGGGCGUGGCGGCGGCCAGCACGGGCGUGGGGGCGGGCGUGGCGACGCCCAGUGCGGGGGUCAUGGCCGCGGCAGGCAUCUCGUGGCCGCGCGGGCUGGCAAAUUCAAGCGGGCCGCCUUCUUGCCGUCGGAUCAUCUGAUUGUUGCUGCGGAAGCUGCUGUGACUAAUAUUCCUUACGAAGUACUGGAAAUGUUCCUCCCCGCGGCCAGCUCACACAUGAGGCGAACAUUUGUAAACUACAUCAGAUCUUUGACUCCAAUUCAGCAAAUGCAAGUACCUGGGGACACAAGGCUUUAUGAUCAGUCAUCAGUGGUUGCUCUCAACUCAACUGGUGCAUCUGUCGACUGGGUUGUGGAGCUACACAGGGCUGGGUUCUCACUGGAUGGUGUGAUGGGGGUAAAUGAUUUUGUUGUUGACCACAGAGGCCUUCUGAAAGGGAGCCAUGUCCUUAGGAAGAUGCUGAAGCCACUAGACGAUACCAGGAGGGACAGGGAUCUAGUCGCAUUAGCAGGUUCAAUUCAGGAUGGAAUUUAUCAUGGCAUAACUGAACUCCCCAGAGAUGUUGCUCAGUUAGUUCGGAGGCUGAAGCGAUUUAAAAGAGGUUAUCACCGACUGUACAGGAUGCAUGUUGCGACAAAAUCUGAAAUUGAGAAAUGUGCCAUGUUUGAGAGGUACUUUGUGCGGCUGGAGCAGAUCAGGCAGCGCUCACCUGGGACAUAUGCCAAAAUUAUAAAGAGGAUAGACUGUGGUCUAAAUUGGCUCAAAAGUUCGAUGCUGAAUUUGCAUGUUCACUCCGUGAUGCGGUUCAGGCCGGGGGGCAGUACAUUUGAGGCUAAGCUUCGUUCGUUUCUCAGUGUUGCAGCAGCUAAACGUGUUGAUGUGCCAGGGUUUCUUACAACAAGACGGAAUGGCCAGGCUCACCUUUCUAAAGACAACGCCAUGGACUUGGGGCAAGGAAAAGAGAUUGCUCUCAAAGCUGCCACAAGUGCAAUGAUCCAAGAAAACCCUUCCAUUGCAGUUAUGCUAGGUAAACGAGUUCAGAAUACGCCUGGAAGAGGAACAGCUAUAGACGCAAAAGAUGCUGCAUUCACUCCUGAGGUCGGCGGAUUAAUCGCGAAAGCAAUUUGUAACGCCUUGUCAAUUGGUUACAUUGCGGACAAGGUGGCAGCAAAAGCAGCAAAGGCUGCUGCAAAGAGAAUGGCGCUGUAUGUGCCUGUCCAAACAACGAACAAAGCAAUAAUAAAGCGGUCAAAGGCAAAUGCACAUAUAAUCGCCGCAAACGCUGCAAGAGCAGCUGCAGUGGCACAGGUUCUGAAGGAACAAAAGCCGCAUGGACCUUUGCAAACACGGCCAGUGCUGGAAAUGUUCACUCAAACACAAAUUGAACAUAUGUUUUAUGUGAUUGCUCCAGAUAUGCUCCAUUCACUACAACUUGCUUUGUUCCGUGAGGGAAUUCUCGAAGAUGGUCAUUGGCUUGAUGAGUCCAAGAUGAUCCUUCUACUGGAUCCGCCAUCAACCUAGCAGAUAAGGGUCUUUACGUAAGCCGGGUACAGUCGCAGGCUUGACGAGCCAAGAUGAUCCAUCUGCUGGAUCUUCCAUGAACAUAGCUGAUCAAGAUCUUUAGCCUAGCUAGUUCUAAGUUCUCUGGGGCUGGUAGUUCCAUCUCAUCUUAAUUCGACACUAUUUUCGUCUUCAUCGCCUGAGAGCAGUGCGUCGAUACAAUCGAGUUCUUAUUCUUACCCUUCAAAAGAUCGGGAAAGAUCAUUCUAGGCUCUUUUGCAAUUUGAGUUUUGGACGGGGCACCACUAGUAGUGGCAGCUGAGUUUGGUAGGUUGCUGUGUAUAUGGGGCUGGUGUAUUCUGACUGGCAGCUGAA
This is a messenger RNA of Triticum aestivum (bread wheat), 1998 nucleotides long. RefSeq lists its product as uncharacterized. NCBI's taxonomy places the organism in Eukaryota, Viridiplantae, Streptophyta, Magnoliopsida, Poales, Poaceae. The coding region runs from base 52 to 1644 and encodes 530 amino acids. The record is from RefSeq and is a predicted model, not a curated record. The transcript is spliced from 3 exons.